AUGGAACAAGGCUUCGAGAAGAGACGUGUAAUGAGGAGGUCCUCUGCACAGUUUUAUGUAUCAGCCGAGGACCAUAUUAAAAACGAGAUGAAGCACGAACGCCAUCUAACUGAGACCUCUCGCCUGACCUCUUCAUGGGCAAGCCUUCGUCUUUCAGGAAACGAAAAACACGAAUCUUCAGACUGCGGAUUUUCUUCUCCUGGCUCAUCAGGAAGCAGUCCUGUCAGUCACCGUCCUAGCUCCUUUAGUGGUCCCCUCAUGAUCUCCGUCACUUGUUCGAGCAGUGGGGGAGUUGCAAGUGCUGUGGUAAACGAGUCUAAGCCGUCAGUCGCAAUUUCUUCAACUCAAGCUAUUGUGUCUUUAUCGCGAUCAUCUUCUUGUUACCCGUCACCGGUUGCCUCCCCAGUUUCUUCCCGCGUCCAGUGUUACUCUCCUGGCAUUGGUCUUGCUACUAAAAAGCGGACGGCCAGUGUGAGUAGUUGUAGCAGUGCGAGUCCGCUUGUUCAAAGCAGUAAUCUUGGAAAGAAACGAGCAUAUAACUGUCUGCAAAAUACGGACACUGCUUCAAGUGCAGAGGGAAGUCGUGAAAGCUCCCCCGAGCCUCCGCGUAUCUUUUCUAGGUUUGGAAAGAUUCUUCGUUCAUCGGAAGUUGUAGUCACUAAUGUAUCUAGUGUUGUCCCGACGUUAUGCUCACCUCCACGCGAUACCAAUAGAUGGACGCCUCCCGUUUCUACACCAUCGUCUCCCUCCCCUAUUUUGCCUGCAACUUUUCACUCCGUCUACUGGUCUGUCGAACUCCCCCAGAUUACCUGUAGGGCUUCCACAGCCGCAGGAGUUGAUUCCGACUGA
Mesocestoides corti is the source of this 849-nucleotide messenger RNA. The record is from the annotation of a GenBank genome assembly. Lineage: Eukaryota; Metazoa; Platyhelminthes; Cestoda; Cyclophyllidea; Mesocestoididae.